UUCAGUUUUCACUUGAUUCUCAUUAAAGGGGAGUUCGCUUAUCUGAAACUCUACCCAAACAGCGUGAGAGAUGGCUCUCCUCCUGUUCUCUCCCUCCCUCUCCUCUGCUUCUUCUUAUCCUUCGUCCCCGUCAAUGGUCAUUACAGCAACACCGAUGUCCAGGUUGCAGAAGAAAUGCAUUGGUAUGCAACCAAAGUCUUUCAAUGGAGUUCGAAUUUUUCUGUCCGGAGUUCAAGAACGGGGAGCGGUAAUUGUUCGGGCUUCUUCAGAUAUAGAUGGAGUUGGUUUAGAGAGCGCAGAAUCGGCAGCUGAAGGGAAGGAAGAGAAUGUUUCAGUUGAAAAGCUUCCUUUAGAGUCCAAGCUACAGAUGAUGCAGGAGCAGAAACUGAAGAUGAAACUGGCAAAGAAGAUAAGGUUGCGGCGGAAGCGGCUAGUCAGGAAGCGCAGAAUGAGGAAGAAGGGAAGAUGGCCACCUUCAAAGAUGAAGAAGAACAAGAAUGUAUGACCCUUUCCCAGAGUCAUCCCUGCAGGUUUAGAGCUUGCUCUUUUUCUGCUUAAGCCAUUUCAAUUUGGUCAUUGUUGUCUUGAAUUGAUCGUUAUUAAAUGUAUUUUUUGUUAUCAGUUCAAAUUUUAAGGGCCUUAAUAUUGUUUUGUCAAAUCGAGUUAUGGCUUGUAGAAAUUUAUUGUCAUGAUCAUUUCCUGAUAUUUAUACAGGUCAAUUAUGUGGAUUCAGUUUU
Messenger RNA from Nelumbo nucifera (sacred lotus), 737 nucleotides. It is a transcript of the gene PSRP5, whose product is annotated as plastid-specific 50S ribosomal protein 5. Gene Ontology annotation, cellular component: chloroplast thylakoid membrane. Gene Ontology annotation, biological process: plastid translation. NCBI's taxonomy places the organism in Eukaryota, Viridiplantae, Streptophyta, Magnoliopsida, Proteales, Nelumbonaceae. The record is from RefSeq and is a predicted model, not a curated record.